GCUCAUUCACACAGCGCUGUCAGUCUUCAUUACUGCUUCAUAAAUAGUUUUCCACAGAUAAUGGAGCCAGUGAAUUCACUUAAGACUACAGUCAGUCAGUCACAGUCCACUGUCCCACUGUCUCCCUCUAUUUGUGUCCCUCCAACACUGAGAGAUAGUGAGUGUUACCAUGUGUUCAUCAGCUACAGCAGCACUGACUACCAGUGGACCCACUCCAUCAUCAACCAGCUGGAAUCCUGUGGCCUGCAGGUCUGCUACCAUGAGCGUGACUUCAUUCCUGGGCGCACUGUGUUAGAGAACAUGUCCGAGUGCAUCCAGGAGAGCCAGAAGGUGCUGCUGGUCCUCAGCCCAGAGUUUGUGAGGAGCCGCUGGUGUCUCCUGGAGGCCAACAUGUCUCUGUUCAGAGACUGUCUGGAAAGGAAACCCAUCGUCCCAGUGCUGCUGCAGCUAGGUGUCUCAGUUCCUCUCCACCUCUGCCACCUCACCUAUCUGGAGGCCAACGACCCCGACUUUAUGAAUAAGCUGCUCAAGGUGCUCUGCACCCCCAACCGAGAGCUUCAAGGGUCCACUGUGGUGCCCUUCCAGCCUCCCUCUAUCUACAAUGGGAAGGCCCUGCAGCCUCUGACUGCUGUCAAUGAUGAGGGACUCAAUAAAUGGGAUUCUGGUCAGUUCAGUGACAUGGAGGUGCCAGACCAACUGCGCCUGAUCAUUGAGGACCAAGAGAAGUACAGACAGGCUGUGAGGAUGAUCAACAGUGUCUCUCAAAAUAAAGUGUGGCUGCGCCCACUAUGGCUUAGAGCAAUGAUCUACAUUAUUGGUGCGAUAGUUUUUUUAAUCUUGGCAACUUUUUCUACAUAUAUGACAGUUAUAUUUAUAUUUGGCCAGUUUUUGCCCAAACUUGAGAACAAAAAUCCUGUUGGAGUAUGGGUGCUCACCAUUUCUAGUUUCUACUGUGUUCCAUUAGGGUUUAUUAUUCAGCUUAGUCUCUGGAAGAUGGAUGAUGAGAGGUACAUUGUGAGGGAGAUGCAGAAAACUGUAGGUCAGGCAAACACAAUCCUCUCUGAGGAGAAGGUGUUAAUGGGCUGUCGGUCCAAUUCAAAAAUCUAUCUGGUGUAUGUUUCUCUUGAUGGUUGCAAACAUGACUUUGCAGAAACAUUUUCUGAGCAGACUAAUGCUGAGGACAUGUUUGAGAGAGCAAUACUCUUCUUCUCAUCAGGUUAUGCCUGCUGCCUUGCUAAAAGACACUUUCCUUUUCCCCAGCCCAGCUCUACUGGUCACCUGGAGGGAGGGGUGUGUUUCUGUCAGUAUGUCUCCCAGCAGCUGAGCAGGGGAGAAUGGAAGUAGGAGUAUUGUGGAAUAUUAGCUAAGACCUACUAACUGCCCAAUAUAUGUUGGGUGAAUCAUCCGUCUCAGAAAAUCAUACUGCAACUUUAAAAGCAUUAUCUGUUAAUACCAACUCUUAAGCAAUCACUAGAAGAAACAGUGCAAGUUCAGCAUCAAAUGACAUUCCUUUACUUGCCAAGAGCUGUGUCCAGAGAUUGAAAACAGUGCCAAUGUUUUACUAAGUUUACAGGAAGAAAAGUUAAUCUACACUUGACGUUUUGAAUGAUUAUAUUUUAUCUCUGGUCAUUUUUCAUGCCAUUUAAAUUGUUAAUUACUUCAUUAAAAAUGUAUAC
Molecule: messenger RNA, 1676 nt
Organism: Lates calcarifer (barramundi perch)
Lineage: Eukaryota; Metazoa; Chordata; Actinopteri; Centropomidae
Exons: 2
Coding region: 61-1344 (427 amino acids)
Biological process (GO): toll-like receptor signaling pathway; immune response; inflammatory response
Cellular component (GO): membrane
Molecular function (GO): transmembrane signaling receptor activity
Source: RefSeq, a predicted model, not a curated record